AUGUACAAAUUUUCAGCUUAUUUGUUUGUUUGAUUUCGAUUAUAAAUUAUAUCACUUAGAUAGAAUCAGUAUUAUAACUCAUAACAACAAAAACAGAAUGUUGUUAUUAAUCUCUACCUUAAUGUUUGUUGUAAUGAAUGAGAUUAAUAGUGUAAAGUAUGAAGAAUAUGCUAAGAUGUCCAUCUUAAAUACGGACCCACCUGACUGUCAUUUUCUUUGUGAACUUUGUACUUCAACAGUAAAUGCUACUAAAUACAUAUUGGAUAAUGAACCAUUUAUACCGAAAAUACUUAAAAAUCUUAUGCCAAUUUGUUAUAUGUUACCAAAGUUACAAUAUCGAAAAAUUUGUUAUCAUCUUGUAGACGGUGGUGCAGUUGAUAUAAUUCAUGAAUUGGUGAAUAAAAUUGAUGAAAAUAACUUUUGUUUUCAUAUUGGAUUAUGUCAUAAUACAAUUCCAUGCCCAAGUUUUCAAAAGACAUUGACCUAACACCAGUUUCCUCAGCUUUACUGGUAUAUCAUGUUGACAUGGAACCUGGAUCAAAUAAGGAUGUUCCGUCAGUAAUGUCUGGCCAAAUCUUUCAUGUCAUUUGUGAAAAUGAAUAAUAAAUAUUAAUUACUAUUGAUUAUAAUUUAAGUAUGUUUAAAGUUAUUGUAUUUUCAUUUCAGAUAAUGACUUGUCUACUUAGAUAAAUUUUAUUGUGUUGAAUUCAUACAACAAGAAGAUAGAUCUUUUGAAAUGAUGGAAAUACACUUCAUAAUAUUGACAAUUAUUUCAAUCUA
Messenger RNA from Schistosoma margrebowiei, 780 nucleotides. Lineage: Eukaryota; Metazoa; Platyhelminthes; Trematoda; Strigeidida; Schistosomatidae. The record is from the annotation of a GenBank genome assembly.